CUCAGUAGAGUGUUUGCUAAGCAGCCGAGCCGGAUACCGCUGUUACUUGCUUGCGAGUGGAUGAACUAUAUUCGGUGCUUUGUUCUACAAAGCCAUCAAUUAUAUCAAAGUGACCUUUCUUUCGGUUUUUUAUAUACGAACGUUGAUUUUUUUUCCACGUAUAGGUUAUAAGUAUUUGUUCUAUUUUAUGACAUUACUCAGCGUGCGGCUUUUCCCAAACUACUUUGUUCAUUCUGUUGCUAGCUAGCGGCUUGGCUAUUGUUCCCUGAGUGUUAUUGACUUUCUACCCCACUGACCAGUCAGACAUUUUUUUUUAUCUGACCAAGAUAGGCGGCUCGGGUACCAAGAUGUCGAACCGAAUGGUGUGCAGAGAAGCGAGCCACGCCGGCAGCUGGUACACCGCCUCAGGAUCCCAGCUUAACGCACAGUUGGAGGGCUGGUUAUCUCAAGCACAAUCUAAAUUAGGACCUGCUAGAGCCAUUAUAGCACCACAUGCUGGUUAUACUUACUGUGGUGCUUGUGCAGCACAUGCCUACAAGCAAGUGGACCCUUCUAUUACCCGGAGGGUAUUUAUUCUUGGACCUUCCCACCAUGUGCCCCUGUCACGAUGUGCUCUGUCCCCUGCCGAGGUCUACAGAACACCACUGUAUGACCUGAGGAUCGACCAGAAGGUGUACGCUGAUCUCUGGAAAACGGGAAUGUUUGAGAGGAUGACUUUGCAAACAGAUGAGGAUGAGCACAGCAUUGAGAUGCACCUGCCUUACACUGCCAAAGCAAUGGAAAGCUGCAAAGAUGAGUUCAGCAUUGUUCCGGUGCUGGUGGGAGCUCUGAGUGAAUCUAAAGAGCAGGAGUAUGGCAAGCUGCUCAGCAAAUACCUUGCUGAUGAAUCCAACCUAUUUAUAAUUUCAUCAGAUUUUUGCCACUGGGGUCAACGGUUCCGUUAUACAUACUAUGAUGAAAAUCAGGGUGAAAUCUAUAGAUCCAUUGAGCAUCUGGACAAAAUGGGUAUGGGAAUUAUAGAACAGCUGGACCCCGUCUCCUUCAGUAACUACUUGAGGAAAUAUCACAAUACUAUUUGUGGUCGCCACCCCAUUGGAGUUCUACUAAAUGCUGUGGCAGAGCUGAAAAAGAGUGGUCUAGACAUGAACUUUUCUUUCCUCAAUUAUGCCCAGUCCAGCCAGUGCCGAAACUGGUCAGACAGCUCAGUGAGUUAUGCUGCUGGAGCUCUUGUAGUUCAUUGAGGUGAAUUCACCCAGGAGCAACUUCCCUGGCUUCUUGAAGACCCCGGCAACAUCUCCAACUACUUUAAAUAGCCCAAUCUCCCUCAACCUCUCCACCAUCUUUCCUUAUUUUCUCUUUGCCUUUUCCGGUGGAAGGACAUUAGAUAUGCUGAGAUGAGCUAUAAAGCAUUAAGUACUAAUUAAAUAUCUUCAACUAUUGCACCCCCCUCCCUUUUUUAUUUCCUAUUCAACUUGGUUAAUGCUCUAGUUUGAAGUACAUUUGCAGCCUGAGCUGCUGUGGAUGGUUUUCGGUUUUCAGUUUUUCCUGCAAGCUUUCCAGCAGUCGAUUUUGUAGCUUGAUGGAAUCUGCAAGGACUUUACCUGUCAAGUUCUUAAAUAUCUGUAAGAACAUUUGGUUCCAUUAAAGUUGAAAUAAAGUAAACCAUGUAUCCAUAUUGA
Molecule: messenger RNA, 1679 nt
Organism: Hemibagrus wyckioides
Lineage: Eukaryota; Metazoa; Chordata; Actinopteri; Siluriformes; Bagridae
Gene: memo1
Product: mediator of cell motility 1
Exons: 9
Coding region: 348-1241 (297 amino acids)
Source: RefSeq, a predicted model, not a curated record